UUCAGUUUCAUCAGAAAAUGAUGACAUGUGAGUGAUGCAACAAAGGGGGCGUGUCUAAUUCGACAAAUUCAGCGUGUUAGUCGUCUAUCAGCUUUUCAUCAUUCUUGCACACUGGAGGCCACACCCUCCUUAUCUCCUUCUAUGUGGCAACAGCAGAUCACGUGACCUUCUACCAAGGUUAUGCCCUUUGUGUCAUCUUACUGACAGAAUUCUACAGAAGGGGCGUGGCAUGGGAGGAGUUUGAUGGACAGGCAUAAAUAUAGACUCCGUAAAGUGAAGACAAGCCAGAAGAAGAAGAAACCAAACAGGAUGAGAAGUUGUUGUGUGUUAAACUUUAAAUGUGUAAUCUUAUAGCAUGUGGAUCCUCCUGGGAAUAAUGAUGACGAUGAUGAUGAGGUGCAGUCAGGAGGUUGUAGUCCAGUAUGAGGAGGGUCAGGACGUGUCUCCUGCCAGCUCCUGGUUGAUGUUCCUCAAGAACUCCAACAAGGAAGCUUCUAGAAGAACCUCAAAGGGACCUCCAGGCCCACAAGUUCUCCUCCCACCUGGACAGCUCAAACUGGCAGAUGUGACGUCAAAGGCGUGCACGUGGUGUGAAGGCCCUCCUCAAGUCUCCACCGCCUUCCUUGGCCGCCUCCCACGUGCCGUCAGCAUCCGUCGCCGCAGUCUGCUGGAAGUUCGCGGCUUCAUUCAGGCCAUCCGCUUCCAGAGAGGUCAAAGCUUCAACGCCAGCGAAGGCCGCUUCACGGCGCCACUCGCCGCCUUCUACCAGCUGAGCGCCGACGUCCUUCUGCAGUCAGGUGACCGUGUUCACAUGCGGCCUCGAGACAACGUGAGAGCUGCGAUCUGCCUUAAUUCCCUCUGCCAGAGUAACCUGUCCAUAGAGUCUGUGAUAGGUGUGACCAGUGUGGUGGGAACAUUCAGGAUCUUCCUCACGGGAACGUUCUUCUUACAGGCUGGCGAGUACGUGUCCGUCUUUGUGGACAAUAGCAGCGGCUCGGCCAUCAGCAUCAUGCCAGACUCUUUCUUCUCUGGAAUACUGCUGGGAACUUGAUUUCCUGUUCCCAUCGUUCCCACUCUAGUCUUUGCUUUCGUGUUAUGCUAACAUUAGCCACAUGCUAUUAACUUAGCUAGAAUAUUCUCCCCAGGUUUUCAGCAUGGAAGAUAAUGUUAUCUUUGCU
Molecule: messenger RNA, 1178 nt
Organism: Doryrhamphus excisus (bluestripe pipefish)
Lineage: Eukaryota; Metazoa; Chordata; Actinopteri; Syngnathiformes; Syngnathidae
Product: erythroferrone
Molecular function (GO): hormone activity
Source: RefSeq, a predicted model, not a curated record